GGGAUGCACAUGCCACGUGCUAUCCAGCCGCUGUCAUUUGGCGCGGUCUCCGGAUCCGUGUCUGGUUAUACUCUAAAGCAGCAGCAGCUUGGAUGUUCGUCGACGUCCUUGCGCAGCUAUGGAGCGAUUGGGGGCUCCGGUUCUCUGUAAUUUCCAGCUUGGUGACAAUCGUCGUCCUCAGCCUCUUGUCCUGGACACGCCGGCGCUCGACGUCCGGCCGCUGGCGGUCGAUCCUGCUGUGGUUCGUGACGCGCGUUGUCUGGUUGGCAUACCAGGGCGCCGAGAUAGCCGCGACGGGCGCCCUCGGAAGCCUGUCCCUCUCCGGCUCCGAUGGGUCAGCGGAGGAGCAGCAGGUGAUAGCGUUCUGGGCGCCGUUCCUGCUGCUGCACCUGGGCGGCCCGGACACCAUGGCCGCCUACGCGCUGGAGGACAGCGCCUUGUCCGUGCGCAAGUUCCUCGAGAUGGUCUUCCAGGUCGGGGGCGCCUUCUACGCUCAGUACAAGUACAUAUAUCGCGCGCGCACCUGGACGCCGCUGGCGACGGCGUCGGCCAUCAUGUUGCCCAUAGGCAUUGUCAGGUAUGUGGAGAAGUGGUACGCGCUAUGGAAAUCCAAAAGCAUGAUGGAGGAGGAGGAGGGGGAGGAGGAAGAGGAGGAGAAGAAGAAGGUCGCGGGCGCGGGACCGGGACCGGGACGAUUCACAUCCGCAACAAGCAGCAACGACGCGCUGUGCCUUGCUCAGGAUCUGUUCCAUGUCUGCCGUCGUGCCUUGUCCGAUUCUUCGGUGCUCCCGGGCACGGAGAAGCAGCGUGCCAGCGAGGAGAUCUUCCUGCUGGGAUGGGAGCGCAUGUGCAAGGUGGUGGAGAUGGAGCUCUCGCUCAUGUACGAGGCCCUGUACACCAAGGCCAUCGUGCUGCACACCUGCCCGGUUGCAGGCUACCUCAACCGUCUAGUGUCGCCCCUCGCCACCGCUGCCGCAGUGUUGCUCUUCAACCAGUAUAUCGGCAGCCGCAGCCGCCGGGCCAUCAUCAUCAGGAGAUCUUUCGUCGACAUCACCUACCUCUUGCUGGUUGUUGCCUUCGCCAUGGACCUGAUGUGGCUGCUCAGAGCCCUUGGUUCUACCUGGACGUACGCCGCCCUCAGAGAGGCGCGGCCAUGGGCAUGGUGGCUUCGCCACCACUUGCUGUGCAGCGGGAGAUGGCGCCGGAUCCACCGCGCCGUCGACGCCCUGCAUCCGUUGUCGUGGUUAUUCGGCAGCGAUCCAGUUAGCUACUACAGGACGUGGUCGGGCACCAUCGGGAGGUACAACCUGCUGCAGGCGUGCAGCGUUGCUGCUGCUCACCGUGGUGCCCGCCGUCCAUGGUGGACGCGGUUCGGGAGCUGGCUGGAAAAAAAAUUGGAGCUGGAGGAGACAGAGUAUCUGCGUGAGCUUCCUCAGGACGUCAAGGAAUCGCUGAUCCAGCGAGUGCAGCGAAUACUGGUGUCGACCAAAAAUAAUAAUGCUGAUAAGAAGACGGAUGAGAAUGGAAUUGGAUGCCGCUACACCCUGGUAGACAUCAGGACACUCUGGGGUCAGCAGGCCCUGGAGGACGCCAAGACGAACCUGUUCGGUCGCGGCCGUAAAAAUGGUAGGAAAACAAGUAACAAGAAACCGAAAUUGCCCAGCUUCGGCCGUGAAUUCGAGGAGGACGUCCUCAUGUGGCAUAUGGCCACCUGCAUUCUCUUCUCGUCAUCAAGCGGCAAGGAGAGCAUAGUCAGCAUACCAGGGGGAUCCUCGGCCGACGCCGCCGAUGCCCAUGUGACGGCGAUCAAGGUGAUGUCAGAAUACCUCAUGUUCUUCGUCGCUGUACGUCGACACAUGCUGCCUGGCCUUGUGCUCCACAGCCUGCUCGAGAAAAUCCGCCAAACUUUGCACGAGAUAUGGGACGACGGCAAGAAGAAAACUACUGGUGGUUCGUCGUCGUCGUCGUCUACAGCAGCCAAAGAUACUCCGCCUCCUCAAGACAAGCUUGCCGAAAUGCUGCUAGAGAGACUGAAAGCAGGUCGGAGAUGGUUUGACCGAAACGAAGGCAGGCUCGUUGUUGGUAAUGCAGCUGCGCUUGCUAAUACACUAAUAGAGGCUGGCAUCAGUGUGCAGAAGCGACAGCAAGUGCCGCAGCUGCUGGAGUUCAUCUUCAACGUGUGGGUGGACAAGCUGCUCUAUGCGGCCGCCAGAUGCAGCGUGGAGAGCCAUGCCAAGCAGCUCAGCCGCGGCGGCGACCUCACCACCAUACUGUGGCUUAUUGUCCAACAUGCUGCCCUAUUUCGCAUCGGAGAAUUAAAACCGAAGGAAGAGCCUCAGGAGGAGGAGGAGAAGAAGAAGGAGGAGGAGGAGGAGAAGAAGAAGAAGGAGGAGGAGGAAUUGAAGCCUUUCUGGCCACAGUAUCCAAUGCCAGCGCCACCGUCGAAGCCAGCAUAUGCAUAUCCAGUUCAUUACAUUGCAGAUGAAGAAGAAUCUGACGAUGCCGAAGAAUCUGACGAUGCCGAAGAAGAUGAUGACAUGACGAGGCAUGCUAUACUGUACUAGUUUAUAUUCGUGCGUUGUAACGAGACCAAAUAUAGUCUCAUUAAAUUAAGUUUACAUGUCUCUACUGUAUCAUUAAAACAAUAUGGUGUUUAAAUGUGAUUUUUGUAUCA
Molecule: messenger RNA, 2674 nt
Organism: Zea mays
Lineage: Eukaryota; Viridiplantae; Streptophyta; Magnoliopsida; Poales; Poaceae
Exons: 1
Coding region: 93-2564 (823 amino acids)
Source: RefSeq, a predicted model, not a curated record